AUGCAGGCUCCCGCCGAGGAACUGCCUCCUCAGGGCGCAGCGGCUCUGCCGCCAGAGCCGGGCGACGCAGCGUCAGAGGCGGCAUCGGGCUCCGAGGAGCGCGGCGACGAGAUUGGUUCCGAGCUCGGCGUCAAACAGGGGGGGCUUGAGAGUGCCAAGCGUGAGCUUGAGGAGGAAGAGGCUCCACCGCAGGGCGUGGUCGCCAAGGUUGAGAGGCGCUCGCCCGAUGGUGCAUAUACGAAUGAAGAGCGCUCGCCCGAGACGGCAGCGCCGCAGGCGGAGGGGGGGGAGGCAGCUCAUGACGAACAGUUGGAGGGUGAUCCGCCAGCAGGCGCUCGCCAGGUAGGGGAGUUCGCGGAGGUGCAUGGCAUCGGGGAUAGCAUCGCGCGUUGCAACCGCUGCUGUCGCACGGCAAAGGAGUGCAACUACAGGAUCAAAGCGAAGGGUCAGUCGACUUGCCAGUGCGACGCGUGCAACGCGAACGGGGUGCGCCUUUCUCGGAGGUUCGGACAGUGGCCGCCAAAGUGUUUCGCUAAAAUGAAGAGUGAGUUCAAGCAGCAGUUCUACAAGGGUGGCAAGUACCUUCCGCUGAGGAAGUGGGCGCGCGACGGCUUCGACGCGAAAAAGAUCGAACGUAAUGUGCAGGAUAAGAGGUGGAACCCUGAUCUCGGGGAGUGGGCGUACAGGCCGCAAUUGGAGGCGGCCUGGAGCGAGACAGUGGAGGCCGCAGUGCGCAACGAGCUGUACACCGAUAAGAGGGCGCAGGCGAAACAGAGCGGCCCGCGGGCAGCGGCCUCGACGGGCGUCGCAGAGCACGGCGGCGACAAGGGCGACAGGAGCGACGAGAGCGACAUGUCCAGAUCCAG
This is a messenger RNA of Prorocentrum cordatum, 866 nucleotides long. NCBI's taxonomy places the organism in Eukaryota, Dinophyceae, Prorocentrales, Prorocentraceae. The record is from the annotation of a GenBank genome assembly.